This is a messenger RNA of Mangifera indica (mango), 1994 nucleotides long. RefSeq names its product 4-coumarate--CoA ligase-like 6. The record is from RefSeq and is a predicted model, not a curated record. Gene Ontology annotation, biological process: ubiquinone biosynthetic process. The transcript has 6 exons. Lineage: Eukaryota; Viridiplantae; Streptophyta; Magnoliopsida; Sapindales; Anacardiaceae. Gene Ontology annotation, cellular component: peroxisome. Gene Ontology annotation, molecular function: CoA-ligase activity. Bases 86 to 1789 code for a protein of 567 amino acids.
GAAAAAUAACGCAGCGAACGCCGAACAAAACUUGCUCCUCUCCUCUGCUCUCAUCUCACUCCGCGGCUUCGCAUUGGUUAUCGAAAUGACUUCGAUUUAUAAUAAAGAAAAUUCUGAACUGCCUUUCAGCUCCUCAGAAACCAAAAAACAAACGUCUUAUCCGCGUUGGUACUCCCCUGAAACCGGAAUUUGCCACAGCACAUUUCCCUCCGUUCAUCUCCCAACCCACCCUUUUCUUGACGUUGUUUCCCUCAUUUUUUCCCACCAACACAAUGGCUUUUCCGCUCUCAUUGAUUCCUCUUCUGGGUUUUCGAUUUCCUACUCACAGCUCUUCCCUUUGGUGAAGACCCUGGCCUCUGCUCUUCACCGGUUCGGUAUUUCUCAAGGUGAUGUCGUUUUGCUUCUUUUGCCUAAUUCUGUUUACUUUCCUGUCCUUUUCUUGGCGGUUUUGUACUUGGGUGCGGUUGUGUCUACUAUCAACCCUUUGAGUACGGUCUCGGAAAUUAAGAAACAGGUUGCUGAAUGUAAAGUCCGUUUAGUGUUCACUGUUCAUGACAAUAUUGAAAAGUUGAAGUCUUUGGGCCUGAGUGUUAUUGCUGUACCGGAAAAUGUGGGUACUGGUUGUGAAGAUGUUGCAUUUUCAGAUUUUUAUAAGCUUAUAUCGGGGAAUGAUGAAUUGGUUAAGAAACCAGUGAUUAGGCAAGAUGAUACAGCAGCAAUAUUGUAUUCAUCGGGAACUACAGGACCUAGCAAAGGCGUUGUUUUAACACAUAAGAAUUUUAUAGCUGCGGUUGAGCUUUUUGUCCGGUUUGAGGCCUCGCAAUACGACGGUUUCACUUGGAAGAAUGUGUAUUUAGCAGCUCUACCAAUGUUCCAUAUAUAUGGGAUAUCUCUUUUUGUCUUGGGACUGUUGUCACUGGGGUCUAGCAUUGUUGUCAUGAGGAAAUUUGAUGUUAAUGAGAUGGUAAGAGUGAUUGACGAGUAUGAGGUGACUCAUUUUCCGGCUGUUCCACCGAUAAUGAUGGCACUGGUGAAGGUGGCAAAGACUCGAUCUGGAAAAAGCUUCAAGAGUUUGAAGCAGGUUUCUUGCGGGGCAGCUCCUUUGAGUGGGAAAAUAAUAGAGGACUUUGUACAGUUUCUCCAUCAUGUAGACCUAAUUCAGGGAUAUGGCAUGACCGAGUCGACCGCAGUAGGGACACGUGGCUUCAAUACAGGAAAGUUCCGUAAAUAUGCAUCAGUUGGGCUUUUGGCUCCAAAUAUGCAAGCUAAAGUAGUGAAUUGGAGGAAUGGCUCCUCAUUGCCACCGGGCCUUAGUGGUGAGCUUUUGCUACGAGGGCCAGGAAUAAUGAAAGAAUACAUGAAUAACAUGGAUGCAACUAGGUCAACUAUUGAUAAUGACGGUUGGCUACAUACUGGAGACAUUGUUUAUUUUGAUCAGAAUGGGUAUCUAUAUGUAAUUGACCGUGUGAAAGAGAUUAUCAAGUACAAGGGUUUCCAGAUUGCUCCUGCUGAUCUGGAGGCUGUACUGAUUGGCCAUCCUGAGAUACUUGAUGUUGCAGUAGCAGCUGCCAUGGAUGAGGAACUUGGAGAGAUACCAGUGGCAUUUGUAGUAAGAAGGCCUGGAAGCAAACUAACCCAGACGGCUGUUAUCAAAUACCUAGCUCAAAAGGUUGCUCCAUACAAGAAGGUGAGAAGGGUAGUUUUUGUGAACGCCAUACCAAAGUCGCCAGCUGGAAAAAUCCUUCGAAGAGAACUCAGAAACUCUCUCACUCCUGCUUCUAGACUUUAAAAUUUUCAAGCUGAAAUCCAGAAUAAGGAAAGUGAAUUCUACUUUUCCUAAAGUUCUUGAAGAUGCCCUGUUGCUAUCCAAAUUCCAAAACCAAAUCCAGAAUAAAUGGUAUUCUACCUUAUUCAGUGUAUUGGUUUGCUUGAACUUAUCAAUUGAACCAAUAAUAAUAAAAUCUAGUACAAGUGCUAGAAUAUUCCUGUCUUCA